This is a messenger RNA of Poecilia latipinna (sailfin molly), 1899 nucleotides long. Its product is annotated as chloride channel CLIC-like protein 1. Lineage: Eukaryota; Metazoa; Chordata; Actinopteri; Cyprinodontiformes; Poeciliidae. Gene Ontology annotation, cellular component: membrane; endoplasmic reticulum. The coding region runs from base 116 to 802 and encodes 228 amino acids. The record is from RefSeq and is a predicted model, not a curated record. The transcript has 4 exons. Gene Ontology annotation, molecular function: chloride channel activity.
UUUAUUUUCAGAAUGGUUCAGAACCACUUGGACUUUUCAAAGAGACCCUUGUGAGGAAUACCGAAAGAUCUUGCUAAUUGACCCGUUUCUCGAGGUACCGCCAUUCAAGGCAUUUAUGUACACAUUGACCACCUUCAUCAUAGAGCCACUGAAGGCCUUAGGAGAAGGGAUAGGUGGUUUUUUUCGAGCACUCCUCAAAGAUCUGCCACUUUUAACCUGGACACUAGUCCUCAUCAUUAUCACCAUAUUCAUUUUGGUAGUUCUUAUGGGAGGACUGCUAGUAGUUUUCCAUCAGCAACCCAGACGUUUUCUACCCUGGUUGUAUAGAAACCAGGGUAGAAAUGUAAAUACACAAGCACCUAACCAACUCCAAAAUGACAAUGUCAGGUUAGAGCAGAUUGUCAUUCAUCAAAGCCAACCCAACGGCACCAAGGGAGAGAUCAAUAUACAGUUUCUAAGAAGUGCUGGCCGUCCACAUAUUGAGGAGGUUCCUGACGUUGAAGGGCGCCAGGGAAGCACUGAUGAGAGGAAUAAUAUCUCUGUUAAGUACAGCUUUGAAGACCAGCAGAAGAUACAGGAGGAAGUCAGGUUUAGUUCUGUGACUCCAACAGACCAAGCAAAAGGCAAUCAACCUAAAUUAGAUUAUUCACAGGCAAAGAAUAAAAAAGUAAAAGCAGAGAAGGAAGGUUCUCAUGAUGAGCCUUGUGGAGACGCCACAGCACCUGCACCUCGGGCGUACAGGAGAAAAGGCUUCAGCAUCCCAAAGAUUCAUACUGAAAAUGUUUCUGCUCAGAAAAUAUGAUCAGCUCCAACGGAUUACCUGUAUUUAAAGCUCAAAGCUAAAUAACAUCAAUAUUUACUAUCAGUGAUGACAGUUCACUUCGAAGUGCAGUAAUUGGAUUCAAAUUAAGCUGAACCAACACUGAGCAGUUUAUUAUCUGGUCUGCAGCACUGUGGCUGCAUUAAGGAAGAGCUGAGUGUAUCAGGAGGACUUUGUUUACAUUGAUUCUCUCUUAAACUGAUUUAGUUCAGACUUUUUUUUAACACUGGGUUUAAAUAUUUUAUCUAUUUCCUAUAAUCACGGUGCUGGAGCUAUACUAAAGGAUAGAUUCAUGAAGCCUGAAUGUGCAAUAACCAAAUACUUGGUUUAGUAUGAUAAUUUAAGCUUCUUGUUUGCAUUAAACACUUACAACUUGAAAUAUUGACAUUUAAGUAAUUUUGGAAUGUCUGUUUUUAAUUUUUUUAAUUAUUUUUUUCUCUAGAAAUUAAAGUCAUUAUAAGAUAUAUAAAAAUAGUGCAGACAAUAUGAAUGAGUGCAAUACAUUUUGCUUAAAUUCUUAAAAACUAUAAAGCAAUUAACUUUAAAAACAAAUAUUUUUUACAUACUUUGUGAGUUACUGUCAAAGAUACAGAUGUCCUUUUGUACAGGUAUGUUGUAAGACAUGCAACAUAAAAAGCAAAAACAGAGGCCACAUUAUACAUUUAACAUUUAACAAGUUUAAAAUUAGGAUUAAUAUUUAAAAGUGGACUUGACAUUCUUGAAGGAUAUUUUGGAUUUUCAGCUCAUAUUGACUGCUGCGGUAGGAAAUUGGACUCUUGCUUUAUUUGUUCUUAAAAAAAAAAAAAAUCUUCCUGACUCUACUUGUGCUUAAAAAGAUUUUAAGGUUUGCACAGACAUUGUUUCUUUCUUCAUAAAAUGGGCUUGGUUUUUAUAUAAAUAAAUAUGUAAUUAGUAAAUGUGUCCAGGAACUAGACAACCAUGUAAUAAAGUUAUUACAGACCCAGAUAAGCAUCCAGUCAUCUGUGUGUGCCUGUCAUUGAAAAUGUUAAAACAUCUCAAGUUCUGUAAUAUUUGAAGGGAUUCAAGGUUUUCUUUUUACUGUUUGUACUUUUGCACAG